This is a messenger RNA of Venturia canescens, 1713 nucleotides long. RefSeq names its product myb-like protein P. The record is from RefSeq and is a predicted model, not a curated record. The transcript has a single exon. Lineage: Eukaryota; Metazoa; Arthropoda; Insecta; Hymenoptera; Ichneumonidae. The coding region runs from base 1 to 1713 and encodes 570 amino acids.
AUGGCUGAAAAUAAAGAACAAAUUGAUAGCGCCACUGGCGAUUCGGGAAUUCAAAAUCCAGAGCAUGAUAUUCAAAGCGAUUUCACGACCACGUUGCCUCAUCCCGGUGCGGGAGAUAUUUUCAAUGAAUCUAGAGCUAAUUUUGGGGAAGAAUUUGAAAAUCAAAGCGAUGAAAAAGAUGUCAGAUUAGAGGAAUUCGGUACACCAAAAUCUGAUCGGGUUAAAAUCAACACAGUAACAGUAAACAAUGAGUUGCUAAUUAAUUUGAUUGAAUCAAUACAAGAAAUGAAAUCGCAAAUUCAAAGCAUGGCGAACGAAGUCGCGAAAAAUAAUCAGGCGACAAUCGAUCUGAGAGCUGAAUUUUCAGAAAAAUUGACCGUCAUGCAGGCGAAAAUUGCCAGUGACGUUCAUAAAAUAUAUGAACCUAUUAAGCGUCACAUAACGGGUCUUACGAGGAUAGUCCAAGAUAAUGAGAAUAAAAGUGCCGUAAUGGAGGUUAAUAUUGCCCAAAUUCAACUCGAUGUCAACGCAAUAAAAAAAAAGGUCGAAAAUUUGGAGAAUACGGACAAAUUACGCAGUCCAAAUACCGAGAGCACCCGGAUUCAUCCACGAUUGACGGACAUCCCGGAAGAAAACGAAGAUGAAGAAUCAGAUGACGAUGAGGAGCAACAACAACAGAGGCAAACGUUCCGGAACGAGAUGACAUCGACCAACAAAAUUAAAAUCAAGCCUCCAACAUUCGAUGGAUCGAGCAAUAAACGACCGAUUAAAUUCAUAAAAGAAUUUCGACAUUAUUGCGAGGUGACGAACCCAACGUUCACCGAAAUGAAGUACUUACUCAGCCAAUCACUUGAGAAAGCCGCCAAGGAAUGGUGGGAACUGGUCGAGGACCAGGUUAAUAGUUUUGAAGACGUCGAAAAACGAUUUACAAAUCGAUUUUGGAGUCACGACGUGCAACGAAGAGUGCGUAAAGACCUGGAAUUCGGGAAAUAUCCUGAAAAGCCAGGCAAAUUAACAAAAGUGGAAUAUGCAACUCGGACGUUCGGAGCGGCCCGUGAUUUGAUUCCGCCACCGAGCGAUCCGGACAUUGUUGCAUCCCUCUCGCAGCACUUUACCGAGGAGAUAAGAGCGACAAUCAUAAGUCGUGGGUUCGAAACCCUCGAGCAGCUGAUCGAGCUCCUGGAGAAACUCGAUCAAAGUGGGCCUGUAAAUACAGGAAAUGAGGAAGGAAAACCUCAAAAUCAAAAACCAAACAGCAAUGACAAAAAUGAGCAACGGCCAUUUAAAAUGCCUCCGCCAAACAACUGGAACAACAAUGGUUACCAGAACAAUAACAAUCGCGGAAAUCAAAACUGGCAAAAUAAUCGCCAGAAUUGGAAUCAGAACAAUGGAGGAUUCCAAAAUAACCGAGGUUACCAAAACACUAACGGUUAUAAUCAACAAAAUCGCAAUUUCAAUUAUCAACAGAAUUACGGAAAUCAACGGCCGAAUAAUGGAAAUUUCAAUCGGAAUCAACAAAAUGGAGGGCAAAACGGAAAUAAUCGCCCAAAUUACAGCCGUGAGCAAAACCAAAACCAAAAUCGAGGAUCACCUCAAAACAAUGGGGGAUAUCGCCCGACUCCGAAUAACAACGACGCGCAGCAACCACCAAUACAAACGAUUGAGGCGCAAAUAGAACCUCAACCAUCAACAUCGAAAGCGGGAAACGCGUAG